AUGAAGACAAACAUUCACCGAGCCGACCGUUGCCUUCCCCCCAACUCCCAGCCCCAGCGUCAACUGACUACACUCGCUGACUCGCUCCCCCGGUUCCCCUUCUCUGCUCGCCAUCUUUUGCUCUCCGCUUGGCUCGUCAAUCACCUCCUACGCUCCACACGCCGCCGGCGACUACAACUGCUUCUGCCGUGGUUACAGAGAAGAAGGGUUUGGGGAGAAGACAACCUAAAUCAAUUGGAUCUGGGAGUAUCAGAUCUAAAAAGGAUUCCAUUUCUAUUACUUGUAGUCUCUUUCUGUUCUUAUAUGAGUGGUAACUUGGUUCAUGCUAGUAUGCUUUUCAGGUUUUCAUCAAGGUAGAAAAAGAAACUUUUCUGUCCGGUCAUGGCUUUCCCAACUGCAGCAGCUGUUUUGCUUAAUGAGAACAUGCAGAUUCAUAAAGGAAACAGGGUUGAUGCACCAAGUGCCAAACCACUGAAAUCAUCAGCCAAACCUGAGAGAAAGGCUCUUCAGGAUGUGUCUAACAUUCCUAAAGGCACUGCUUUAAAGAACAGAUCCACAGUCAAAGAGGGGUCCGCCUUGAAAGAAAGGCCUGCACUCCACAAUGUGUCUAACAACCUCAAAGAGAGGUCCAUCCUGAAAGAGAGGCCUCCUCUUCAGGAUGUGUCUAACACCCGCAAUGAGAGGUCCAUCCUGAAAGAGAAAUCUGCCCUGUGUAGCCAUGAAGCUAUUAAGAACCCAGUGAAUAUUUUUGCUGAUGACGAAGAGACCAAAGGGUGCCAUGAAUGGGCUAAGGAUGGGAUGGAGGGCACUCACUUCACUGGAAAUGAUUCUCAGAAGUUGGAUAAAGAUGUGCAACACAAACGUAUCAAGAAGAAAGUGGCAAAAGUUACGUCAGCAUUGUAUGGCUGGUCACAUGAGGUAUAUGGUCAUGUGAUGUUUAUGGCUAUGGUUCCCAAGUUUUCUGAAGAAUCGAAAGAGCUGGAGCUGGAACCAGAGAUUCUUCCAGACAUCACUAGGUGUAUGUCUACCUCAGGCAAGAGGGAUGAUGCACCAAGCGCCAAACGGCUGAAGCCUAAGCUUCAAGAACCGAAGGCUCUUCAGGUUCAGGAUUUGUCUAACACUGUCAAAGGGAGCCCUUCUCUGUGCAGCCAUGAAGCUGUGAAGAACCCAGUGAAAAUAUUCACUGUUGAAGAGACCAAAAAGUGUCAUGAAUCGGCUAAUGAUGUGUCGGAGGGCACUCACUUCACAGGAAAUGAUCGUCAGAAGCUGGAUAAGGAUGUGCAAGGCAAGCGUGACAAAACACAGCUGGUUGAAGAUUCUCCUACUGAUGAUGAGCUUGACGACUACCCAUUUUUGGACAACAGUCCUGUUAAGUUUGAGCUGAAAGAUGAGUCAGUGAUUCCAGAUAUUGGAGCAAUCUGAAGUGAUAGUGUUUGUGCGAUUGUUCUGUAGCAAUCUAUGUAGUACGAUGUUUAGUACAUGUUGUUUGUUCUGUAGCAAACUAUGUAGUUUGAGCUGAAAGAUGAGUCAGUGCCUCAUCGGGUACUUUUGAGUACCGUAGCGGUUGUCAAGUUUCAUGCUCUCCUGAAACAUCCUUCGCAACUCGCAAGUGAAACUCUGGUUUAUGCCCUGAAUCAGCUGCUGAAUAAGCUAAUGAUUGCAUGAGUAUCCGUUGAUGCAUAGUAGUGAAAGGAAUGGCUAAGAGGGAGUGAAUUAGUUUUUUUUUAA
Molecule: messenger RNA, 1728 nt
Organism: Zea mays
Lineage: Eukaryota; Viridiplantae; Streptophyta; Magnoliopsida; Poales; Poaceae
Exons: 8
Coding region: 382-1422 (346 amino acids)
Source: RefSeq, a predicted model, not a curated record